AUGCUGGAUCUUAUCAGCCCCGACGCCCCUCCCAAUAAGCCAGGCCUAUACAGUCAGUGGUCACAGCCGUUACUUAUCGGGGAUAUCGAUUUCAACCCUAACCCAUCCUAUUUACUAACUGAAACACUACCACUACCAUGGCAGCUCCACCCUCCACCAAGAUCGGCGUCGCCGUCAACCCAAGCUGAACCCGUCUGGCUCGACCUCGACGCAACGGUCGACAAAACAUGCGCUCUGAUCGCCGAGGCUGCCUCGCAGGGGGCCCAGCUCAUCGCCUUCCCCGAGUGCCUCUGCAUCUCGCAGGCCAGCAUCUCCCACACGGGCGCGAUCCUCACCCUCCGCCGCAAGAUCAAGGCGACGCACAUGGAGCGCACGGACUUCGUUCGGCGACGCGUCCGCCGAGUGUCUCGACAGCGUCGUGGACACGCCGCUAGGCCGGACGGACGGCUUCUGUCGGAGCUCAUUCCUCCCACGGAGGAGGGGAUCAUCUAUGCGGACCUUGAUCAAGAUGAGAUCGACAAGGCCAAGGCGUUUGUGGAUGUAGUGGGUCACUAUAGCUGGCCGGAUUUGCUGUGGUUGGGUGUUGGGGCCAAAGAUCGAAGGCAUUUGAGGGACGAUGAGGGAAAGACGCUCGAAAGUGGAAGUGGAGCGAGUAGAUAG
Molecule: messenger RNA, 660 nt
Organism: Aspergillus uvarum CBS 121591
Lineage: Eukaryota; Fungi; Ascomycota; Eurotiomycetes; Eurotiales; Aspergillaceae
Exons: 5
Coding region: 1-660 (219 amino acids)
Molecular function (GO): catalytic activity
Source: RefSeq, a predicted model, not a curated record